Molecule: messenger RNA, 3312 nt
Organism: Orycteropus afer afer
Lineage: Eukaryota; Metazoa; Chordata; Mammalia; Tubulidentata; Orycteropodidae
Source: RefSeq, a predicted model, not a curated record
AGCGCCUGCGAUUGUUUGUUGCCGUUUUAAUCCUAUUAAUUAAAACGUUAACCUGAUUGGGUAGAAAGGCGCUGUCCCAACAGGCGAGUCUUCUUCAUAAUAACCUACUCAGAGAUAAUGAUGUAAAAGACUCCCCCGUCUGUGGCGGCGGCUGGUUGAUGGGUCCGGAAAUCUCUUGAAGGUGAAUCCAAGCAAGAUAAACGGUGCGGAGAGUAGGCGCCGGGCUGGGCUCAGCGAGGCAGCGGCGGCGGCUCGACUCCCUGCGCGCCCACCCUCCCACCAUGCGGGGCCGUGGCCCAUGGUGAGCCCCAGAAACCAGCACCAUCGGCUGGAGACGAAGAAGAAGAAGAAGAGGAGGCGGCGAGCGCGGGGGGAGGCGAAAAAGAAAAAGAAAGAAGGGGAGAGGGCUGCUGGCAGCGCGGGGACCGACGCGCGCACCAGCAGCGGAGCCCGGCUCCAGCGCGUCUGCGGCACUGCCUGACUCCGGAGCCCAGGAGGCGGUGGCAGGAACAGCGGGCCUGGGCUGCGCGCCGGCGCGGGGCCAUGGAGCGCGGGCUGCACCUCGGCGCGGCUGCCGCGGGCGAAGACGACCUCUUCCUGCACAAGAGCCUGAGCGCCUCCACCGCCAAGCGUUUGGAAGCGGCUUUCCGCUCCACGCCCCCGGGCAUGGACCUGUCCCUGGCGCCGCCGCCUCGGGAGCGCCCGGCGUCCUCCUCUUCGUCGCCCCUAGGCUGCUUCGAGCCGGCUGACCCCGAGGGGGCAGGGCUGCUGCUGCCGCCACCCGGAGGUGGCGGCGGCGCCGGAGGUGGCGGCGGUGGCGGCGGCAGCGGUGGUAGUGGGGUGGGCGUCCCCGGGCUGCUCGUGGGGUCUGCUGGCGUUGGGGGCGACCCCAGCCUGAGCAGCCUGCCGGCCGGGGCCACCCUAUGCCUCAAGUACGGCGAGAGCUCAAGCCGGGGCUCGAUGGCCGAGAGCAGUGGUGGCGAGCAGAGCCCCGACGACGACAGCGACGGGCGCUGCGAGCUGGUGCUGAGGGCCGGAGGCGCGGACCCGCGGGCCUCCCCGGGCGCGGUGGGCGGCGGCACCAAGGCAGCCGAGGGCUGCUCCAACGCCCACCUCCACGGCGGCGCCAGCGUCCCCCCAGGGGGCCCGGGCGGCGGUGGGGGUACCGGCGGCGGCGGCGGUGGCAGCGGCGGCAGCAGCAAGAAAUCCAAAGAGCAAAAGGCGUUGCGGCUCAACAUCAACGCCCGCGAGCGCCGGCGGAUGCACGACCUGAACGACGCGCUGGACGAGCUGCGCGCGGUGAUACCCUACGCGCACAGCCCAUCGGUGAGGAAGCUCUCCAAGAUUGCCACGCUGCUGCUUGCCAAGAACUACAUCCUCAUGCAGGCGCAGGCCCUGGAGGAGAUGCGGCGCCUUGUCGCCUACCUCAAUCAGGGCCAGGCUAUUUCCGCCGCCUCUCUACCCAGCUCGGCGGCGGCGGCGGCGGCGGCCGCUGCCCUGCACCCAGCGCUUGGCGCCUAUGAGCAGGCGGCGGGCUACCCGUUCAGCGCCGGGCUGCCCCCGGCCGCCUCUUGCCCGGAGAAGUGCGCCCUAUUCAACAGCGUCUCCUCCAGCCUCUGCAAACAGUGCACGGAGAAGCCUUAAAUACAAUCCUGAAAAACACUGAUCCAAAAGCUAGAGGAAAGCGAAAAGCUACCCCCCACCCCCUUUAUUUUGGCCCUCUCCUAGUUGCGAACCACUUGCAGAGAAAAACAAAGCAGAGGCGAGAACUGAGAAGUAUCAGAGACAAACGGGACUUCUAGCAUUGUCAUCCCCAGAAUCUCGGUCUUUGGGGUAGGGAGGGAGGGGUAAGGGAGGUGGAGUUGGAACGGAGUGUGGGUUUUUUUUUUCCCCUCAGAAAAGUGGCAACUUUGGUGGCAGCGUAGACCAGUGGAAGUACAGUCUUCCUUUAUGGUGAAAAAUAAGUUGAGAAGUAGUAGCUCUGUUAAGGCGAGGAGAGUAUUUUAAAUAGCAAAAUACUAAUCCUAUUAAUACUUAGGAAUUUGGUUCCCGCUGAGGGGGAGAGAAGUUCGGGGUUGGGUGGCGUGUCGAACGGCAUAUUCAUUCAGACAAAUCAGAAAAGGCACUUGAAAAUAAAUUUUGAUUCUGAGCCAGGAGAAAAACUUGAAAUGUAGACUUAUUUAAGUGAAAAACAAAAAACAGAGAGAGACGUUGCUAUGAAAGACUUGUAUUUUUUAUUGUCUCUGAACUUCAAUCCUGUGAAAAUGCUCAAAGUUUUGGCGAGAGUGAUAUAAAAACUGACUGUGGCUGAAAGAAUUGCAUUUAAAAAUAUUUAUGUGCACCUUGUUCCUUUCCACUUUGCAAUGAUGUAUAACAAUUCAUGGUUUUUAUUUGUUAUUCUUCAACGACCCUUCGACAUCCACAGUAUUUAUCAUGUGUUAAGGUCUUAUGUGCAGAUUUUUUUCAAUGCCUCUAAAAUUCUGUUUUAUAAAUUAACUUAUAAUGUGUACCAAGUGUUUAAAAGGAUUAUUUGCCAACAAGUAUGAAGAGAAAUAUUGAUGUAUCUUAGCUGUUUAGGUUUAUGAAAGAUCACCUGGAUAUUUUCAGUUGCAUCAUCCCUGUAUUAAAAUUGAGCUUUAAUAAAUUGCUUCAGUCCAAAAAUUACAGGAAAGGUGUAUUCUUAAUUGAUGAAUGAAUUGAUCUCUUUUUUUGAAAGGGGACUCCUUUACAUUCUAAAAGGGAAAGAUAUCACAGCAAUAGAUCCUAGAAGUAACAACAUUCUAAGCAAAUAUUUUUUCAGGCUGUGCUGUGCAUUUUUAAAAGGCCUCAUUUAAUUGCUUUUAAUAUAUAUAUAUAUAUAAUAUAUAAGUUAUUUUAACUGUGGAGAGUUAUUUAAGUUAAAAGACUGCUUUGAUUUGCCUAUGGUGUAAAAGUCUUUGUUAUUUUUCUAAAAAAUAUAUAAAAUUUAAAAAGAAAAUAAAACUGAGGAAGAGCAAGAAGCUAUUUAGCCAAAGUGAGCUUUCAGUUUUAGUUUGCAUGGCUGUUUGCCUGCCUUUCUGUCCUAUGAAAAAUCAAGAAAACCUUUUUAAAAUACGGAGUCCUGCUAUUUUCCACUUCUUGCAGAUACAAAUUCAGUUUGUCAGGUUGGAUGGCGAGUUGUGAGCUGUGAUGGAUCUCUUGGCGGGUUUUGGAUGUGUAAAGAAUGAUAUAUAUAUUGAAUAGGUCAAUCAGACUAUGACAGCUAUGUAUGACCAUUUGUAUGUGUAUCUAUGUCAGAAAGAAUCUUUAUUAAAAUAUUUUGAUCAAACAUUU